Rhipicephalus sanguineus (brown dog tick) is the source of this 2058-nucleotide messenger RNA. RefSeq lists its product as uncharacterized. Lineage: Eukaryota; Metazoa; Arthropoda; Arachnida; Ixodida; Ixodidae. The record is from RefSeq and is a predicted model, not a curated record.
GUUCUUCGUUGCCCGACUCUGUCGGCGGGACGCGCAACGCCGACGCGGCGGUGGCACCGGUUCCCUCUCCCUGCGCGUCCCACAGUUGCCCGACGCCCGACCGCUUUUUUUUCCUGCUGACGCAAGACGCAGCAGCCAGUCUCGUAGCACGCCUCUCCGUCUACGCUCGUCGUCCCUCGAGCGACGCCAUUCCGCACGACGCAUCAGCGGCCGAUAGUUUCCUCGGCGACGGGAUAAAAAAACCGCGGCGAUAAGCACUCUCGAUGGGGGCCCCCCACCCGACAACCACAAGGCCGGGGCUCCCUCUCCACUAGAGCGCCACCACGGCCAGCGGCGGCAGCAGCCAGGUUCCACCAUGGCUAGGCCGGCCAUGGAGCGAGGAUGCUCGCGAGUGUGCGUCAUACUGCUCUACCUGAUUGGCAUGCUGCUCAUCAUAGCCGGCGCCGUCGCGGGUGGCUUCAUCGUCAACUACCCCGACAUCCUCUUCUAUCUGGCCCUCGCGUCCGGGUCAGCUAUUGUUCUCGGCAUUCUGUUUGUGUCGUUGUCGGCCUGUGUUUGCACGAGACGUAGGCCACUGUCCUCCAAGGAUGCCCAGCGGAAGUUUGCCGCGCCAACGUCGAACGGAGUCAAGGGCAGCUUGAGCACCGACUUCAAGGAAGCGUCCGUGAGCUCGCGGGAAGAGCUGAACGGCUCAGCACCGUCUUCGCGGCCCAGCGACGGAAUGUUGAACGUCGCGCUCGAGAAGGGCGAGUUCUUUCACAAUGCUUCCAUCGACACGUCCAACCCCAAGAAGACGCAGCAGAAGCCCGUGACCAGCUCGCCGCGGACGACGAAGGCAAAGCUCGUUCGAGAGGACGCCGUGUUCCCUGAGCCGCCGAAGGUGGCGGAGAUCCCCGUUGCUCAUCGUUCGCAACCCGACAGCACUCGAAAGGCAAAGGCUAAGAACGGCAAGCUUCCCAAGUCCCCCGCGAGCGUCGGUGACUUCGCCUCAUUGGGAUUUCAAGAAGACGACGGCGUCUUCGCGGCAACGGACGCGAAGGGCAAGCCCACAGUCAAAGGCCGAGGAAAGGUGCCGCUGACGGCGUUCAAACAGACGUCCAAGUCGGUUUCAGACCUGGACGACGAGUCGUCGUUCGAUUCCACUACGCGGGCUCCCCAGCAGCGCACUGCACUGACCCGUCCGGAAACACCGCAGAUGGAGCCUCGGCUGGCGGUCAGCUGCCACAAUAUUCUAAGCGAGGAGCCCGUGCGCGUGGGCAUCGCCCACCUGCGGCAGCGCGAGGACACGGUGGCCAGGAAACCUCCGGUGCCGCGCAAGGUGACCGGCAUAGCGCUGCCGGGCAUGGUUCAGCGCGCGGCCCCAGCCGGUGCGUCGUCGCAGAGCCAAGACGACCUGAGCCGCGUUCGCCUGAAACCGGCUGACCAGAAGCCUCGAGGUUCGCUGCACGACCACGGGCCGGAGGACGGCAAGCAGAGGCUUCAGCACAAGUCUGUGCCAGACUUUUUCCUGCAGGACGGCGGCGCCAAGCUCACUCUGCUGGACAGCAGUUCCAGUUCCUACGGCAAGUCGAGCCGAACCACGGCGCCAACUUCCGAGACGCCGCUCAACACGUCGUUGACGUCGUACGCCGAGCCAGUUGGGCCCGAGGACCUGCACAGGUGCAAUACAGUGGGGCUGCCGCCUGUCCCACUUCCGAAGCCGACGACGAGCGGACAGCAGUUCCGCUUGUACACGCCCAAGGAGGACGCCCUUGUGAUGGACAAACAGCCGCUGAUGGCUGACUGGGCGGCCAGCGUUUCUUCCAAAAGCGACACAUUUUCUAGUGACGAGGCAGAAUGCCAGAGACAGCUUAGCUCGUCCCAGGAGCUUCUUAUGGGAAGUGUCAAGUGCCUGGAGACUGAAAUCUAGUUUUAUGUGUGCAUUGCCGACGAUGAAGGCGCCUGGUUGUGUCCUUCGAUGAAUAGCAAGUGGACAUUUAGUUGACGCUUUGUUUGCUACGUCCACGAGACUGCCAAAUGCAAUCUACUGUCGUGGAAAUUAAAGUGUGGUGAUAUUAG